CCUUAAGGCAGCAGCAGCGACCAAUCAGCAUGCCACUCCGGCCGUCAGAGGAAGCUGUUUAUGGGGCUGCAGCGCUAAUUAGGCUCAUGAACUAACAAAUCUGCUGGACGAAGCUGCUGCGGAAAGCGAUCACAUCCAUGGAUUAGUCCGGGACGCCUCUCGGUUUCCGCGCCGCGUCUUUUCCAACUUGUUUGCUGCGCAAAAACUUUCCCUUUCCGUGGGUGUGGAGUAUUUCACAGCACGAGCGCCGGCGACGACUUCCACCUAAACUGGGGAAUCUGGACUAUCAGACCAUGUUUCAACCCACACCCAAGAGGUGUUUUACGAUAGAGUCUUUAGUGGCGAAGGAUAAUCCGGUUCCGGUGUCCCGUUCCGAGGAACCCAUCAGGCCCGCGGCUCUCAGCUAUGCAAACUCCGGCCAGAUGAACCCGUUUCUCAACGGCUUCCACUCCGGCAGCAGGGGCGUGUACUCAAACCCGGACUUGGUGUUCGCCGAGGCGGUGUCUCAUCCGCCGAACUCCGCGGUGCCGGUGCAUCCGGUGGCCCCGCCGCACGCGCUGGCCGCACACCCGCUUUCCUCUUCACACAGCCCGCACCCGCUUUUCGCCAGCCAGCAAAGGGACCCCUCGACGUUCUACCCCUGGUUGUUACACAGAUAUAGGUACUUGGGUCACAGAUUUCAAGGAAACGAAACGAGUCCAGAAAGUUUCCUUUUGCACAACGCGCUGGCCAGAAAGCCAAAGAGAAUCCGGACAGCGUUUUCCCCGUCGCAGCUGCUGCGGCUCGAGCACGCGUUUGAGAAGAACCAUUACGUGGUGGGAGCAGAAAGGAAGCAGCUCGCGCACAGCCUUAGCCUCACGGAAACUCAGGUAAAAGUCUGGUUUCAGAACCGGAGAACGAAGUUCAAGCGUCAGAAGUUGGAGGAGGAGGGCUCCGAGUCUCAGCAGAAGAAGAAAGGAUCGCAUCACAUAAACAGGUGGAGACUGGCGACUAAACAGGCGAGCCCCGAGGAGAUUGACGUCACUUCGGACGAUUAAAACACAAGACUUGACAUAUUUACACACAAACACACACAUCCAUGUAAAUGUAGAGGCGUCCAAAUGAAGGAAACGAUGGAUACCGUAGAGACACAGGGAGGGGGCACAAGGCCCAGGCAGCUGCGGGGGACGAACCCGCCGGGCUCUGCGGUCACCGCGCGGGGCCGCGCGUCCAAAAGAAGCAGAGACUGACGGCGUCCCUUCCCGCCCACCUGAACCUUCCACGCAUCAGCCGCCACGCACGCUCACGCCGACACCCGGCUCUGUUCCUCCUUUUUGGACAUUUGCACUUCAGAAAUGUUUUUCUUCAAUUAUUGAUUUUUGAAAGUUUCCACUCGAGAUACCAAAAGAGCAAAGCGGCUUUUCCGUCACCUGCAUGUUUUUUUGUAGUUGUUUCUAAUUUGACCCUUUUUUAAAAUAUGAAGAAACUUCUUUUCCGAUGGAGAUGUGGCGCUUCUUCCGUUUCCAGCGUGUUCAGUCUUUAAUCAAUGAUUCUCGUGUUGCAGUGGUUGUGAAACAUGAAGUCGGUGCGUUUAGUGCUUUUUAUUUGGAUUGAAUUUAAUUUCAAAGAAAAGUGAAUUUGAAAGUCAAAAUCCAUCUGGUCCAGAACUCUAACGGACAGGGACAUUCCCAAAGCUUUAGCAGCGAGUCGCUGCGCCCCCGGCGGCCUGCUGUCAGGACUUGACCCCCCCAGAACUGCUGGACUAAAUGACGGAAAAAGAACUUCAAGCACUGAGCGGAUUCCAUGUACAGAAAUGUUAGUUCAUGUUUCUGUUCAAACUCUUUUUACAAAAUGUAAAUACUUUUUGUGUUUGUGUUAAAUUUGCUACAAUUUUAACACAAAAUAUACUUCCAAGAAGUAUGUAAUUGUCAAUAUUUUGUCAAUAAAGUUUUAUCAAUA
Molecule: messenger RNA, 1938 nt
Organism: Oryzias latipes (Japanese medaka)
Lineage: Eukaryota; Metazoa; Chordata; Actinopteri; Beloniformes; Adrianichthyidae
Gene: emx2
Product: empty spiracles homeobox 2
Biological process (GO): central nervous system development; brain development; neuron differentiation
Cellular component (GO): nucleus
Molecular function (GO): DNA-binding transcription factor activity, RNA polymerase II-specific; RNA polymerase II cis-regulatory region sequence-specific DNA binding
Source: RefSeq, a predicted model, not a curated record